AAGCGCGGCGGCGGGAAGAUGGCGGAGUCCGGCGGCAGCAGCGGGGGUGCUGGCGGCGGCGGCGCGUUCGGCGCGGGCCCAGGCCCCGAGCGCCCGAACAGCACGGCCGACAAGAACGGGGCCCUCAAGUGCACCUUCUCGGCGCCUGGCCACAGCACCAGCCUCCUGCAGGGCCUGGCCGCCCUCCGCGCCCAGGGCCAGCUGCUCGACGUUGUGCUCACCAUCAACAGGGAGGCCUUCCACGCGCACAAGGUGGUCCUGGCCGCCUGCAGCGACUACUUCAGGGCCAUGUUCACGGGCGGCAUGAGGGAGGCGAGCCAGGAUGUCAUCGAGCUGAAGGGCGUGUCGGCCCGAGGCCUGCGCCACAUCAUCGACUUCGCCUACAGCGCUGAGGUGACCCUGGACCUCGACUGCGUGCAGGAUGUGCUGGGUGCGGCCGUGUUCCUGCAGAUGCUGCCCGUGGUGGAGCUGUGCGAGGAGUUCCUCAAGGCGGCCAUGAGCGUGGAGACCUGCCUCCACAUCGGCCAGAUGGCCACCGCCUUCAGCCUGGCCUCGCUCCGGGAGUCGGUGGACGCCUUCACCUUCCGCCACUUCCUACAGAUUGCCGAGGAGGAGGACUUCCUGCGCCUGCCCCUGGAGCGCCUCGUCUUCUUCCUGCAGAGCAACCGGCUGCAGAGCUGCGCGGAGAUCGACCUGUUUCGUGCCGCGGUCCGCUGGCUGCAGCACGACCCGGCCCGGCGGCCACGCGCCAGCCACGUGCUCUGCCACAUCCGCUUCCCGCUCAUGCAGUCGUCGGAGCUGGUGGACAGCGUGCAGACGCUGGACGUCAUGGUGGAGGACGCGCUGUGCCGCCGGUACCUGCUGGAGGCCUUCAGCUACCAGGUGCUGCCCUUCCGGCAGCACGAGAUGCAGUCCCCGCGCACCGCGGUGCGCUCGGAUGUGCCCUCGCUGGUCGCCUUUGGUGGCACGCCCUACACCGACAGCGACCGCUCCGUCAGCAGCAAGGUGUACCACCUGCCCGAGCCCGGUGCCCGCCACUUCCGCGAGCUCGCGGAGAUGGAGGUGGGCUGCAGCCACACGUGCGUGGCCGUGCUGGACAACUUCGUGUACGUGGCCGGCGGCCAGCAGCUGCAGUUCCGCAGCGGCGAGGGCGCAGUGGACGCCUGCUAUCGCUAUGACCCGCACCUGAACCGCUGGCUGCGCCUGCAGGCUAUGCAGGAGAGCCGCAUCCAGUUCCAGCUGAACGUGUUGGGCGGCAUGGUGUACGCCACGGGCGGCCGCAACCGGGCUGGCAGCCUGGCCUCGGUGGAGAGGUACUGCCCCCGGCGCAAUGAGUGGGGCUACGCCUGCUCGCUGAAGCGCCGCACGUGGGGCCACGCCGGUGCCGCCUCGGGAGGCCGCCUCUACAUCUCGGGCGGCUAUGGCAUCUCGGUGGAGGACAAGAAAGCGCUGCACUGCUACGACCCCGUGGCCGACCAGUGGGAGUUCAAGGCGCCCAUGAGCGAGCCCCGGGUGCUGCACGCCAUGGUGGGCGCCGGUGGCCGCAUCUACGCCCUUGGCGGCCGCAUGGACCACGUGGACCGCUGCUUCGACGUCCUGGCCGUGGAGUACUACGUGCCCGAGACGGACCAGUGGACCACCGUGAGCCCCAUGCGGGCGGGCCAGUCGGAGGCCGGCUGCUGCCUGCUGGAAAGGAAAAUCUACAUCGUUGGGGGCUACAACUGGCGCCUCAACAACGUGACGGGCAUCGUGCAGGUGUACAACACGGAGACAGACGAGUGGGAGCGAGACCUGCACUUCCCGGAGUCCUUCGCAGGCAUCGCCUGUGCCCCCGUCCUGUUGCCCCGGGCUGGGACCAGGAGGUAGCCCCGGGACCCCGGGGCCUCGGCCUGGCUGCGCGCUGUCUCGGAGCAGGGCUUGGCGAGCACCGUCUGGCCGAGAGCCCCAGCGGCUCCCCAGGCUGGCCUCUAGGGGCCUGCCGUGUCGACAAGCUCCCCCCGGGGGUCCCUGCCUCCUUCCUCCCCAAAGCAGAUCCCGGCUUGGAGUCCAGCCUGGGGAGCCUCCAGCCAGGAGGCCAACAUGCCGUGUCGUGGCAGCAGACGCACGCCCGGCAUGGUUUCCUUGCUGCCCUGCGCGUCCUGGCUGGUGGGUGGAAACUGGGGUCUCCUUUGUGGUGGCCGUUGUGUGGCUUUGCCUCUCUCCUCUCCCCGCUUCAGCCCCACGGUUUCAGACUUUCAGAUGUGAGCUCAUUAGCAUCGAACCCAAAGUCCAAGGUAUGCGACUCACCCCCCUUCCAAGUCUCUUGCGUGCUUGUGUUUUUAAAAUAAACUCACCGAAAACCUCCGUAGCAUACGGACCUGCAGGAGCAGUGAGAGGCCGCUCUGAAACUCCCAGCUCUGGGUGGGUGGAGGACGAGGGCGCAUGCCUGCCUCCCCCACGCGUGUCCCCCAGCACCUGCGCCCUUUGUCCUGAGCUGCCGGGACAGGAGGCCCCGGCUCCCGUCUCUGUUCCCAUCCGGUCCCCAGCACCUUUGAGGCGUUCACUCAUCUGCUUUCAAGAGGAGAAAACACACCCGGCUCCCAGAGACGGUCCUUAUGGGUGUCAGGCCUUCCACUUGGGGUCUUACCAAGGAGGAUGGGCCAAGACACGCCCUGCCUGUGUUUGUCUCCGGUGGCCAGGCUGUCCCCUUUCCACGGGUCAGAAUCUCACAGUGCAUGUGCAUCUUGCAGGUCUGUUGGGUGAUUUUUAUUUCCU
Molecule: messenger RNA, 2754 nt
Organism: Propithecus coquereli (Coquerel's sifaka)
Lineage: Eukaryota; Metazoa; Chordata; Mammalia; Primates; Indriidae
Gene: KLHL26
Product: kelch-like family member 26
Exons: 3
Coding region: 19-1866 (615 amino acids)
Molecular function (GO): protein binding
Source: RefSeq, a predicted model, not a curated record